AUUUUACCAUUUUAGUCGGAGAGCAUAGCUGGAGCACCGACGUCGGGGUGUUCAUUCACGGUUUUAUGCAGAUCUCGCUUCCCCGUCCCCUUUCCACAGAACACACUCGCCGGUAAAGAGAACCGUUGCUCGUGUUCCAGUCGUCUGAAAGCAGAGACAAAGUGACCCGGAAGGGAAGGUUUUAUUCCGUGGUUUUCUUAUUUGUGAGCGGCAGUCACCCUGACGCACGCUGAUGGCGGUCACUAUUGAAGAUCUCUACCGUAACUACGGAAUCCUAGCCGACGCUAAGGACAACCUCAGCACGCACAAAGAUGCCUACCAAGUAAUCUUGGAUGGUGUGAAGGGUGGUCCUAAGGAGAAGCGCCUGGCAGCACAGUUUAUUCCCAAGUUUUUCAGCAGCUUUCCAGAGCUGGCUGAUGCAGCCAUAAAUGCUCAGCUUGAUCUUUGUGAAGAUGAGGAUGUUUCGAUUCGAAGGCAGGCCAUUAAGGAGCUCCCAAGGUUUGCAACUGGCGAGAACAUCCUCAGAGUUGCAGAUAUUCUCACUCAGCUCCUUCAGACAGAUGACACAGCAGAAUUCAACCAAGUGAAUGUGGCACUGAUUUCUAUUUUCAAGAUAGAUGCAAGGGGUACUCUUGGAGGCCUGUUUUCUCAGGUCCUGCAGGGAGAGGACAUAGUGCGAGAAAGAGCGAUCAAGUUUCUGUCAACCAAACUAAAGACUCUACCAGAGGAUGUCAUGACAAAGGAGGUGGACGAGUAUGUCUUUGCAGAAACAAAGAAGGUGCUGGAGGACGUGACGGGAGAGGAGUUUGUGUUGCUGAUGCGUGUGGUGUCGGGCCUUCGUGCGUUGCAGACGGUGCAUGGACGGCAGCAGCUGGUGGAGUUGGUUGUAGAGCAGGCUUUCCUGGAACAGGCUCUAAACCCAGCCGACCCUGACACUGUUGACCGUCUGAUGCAGUGCACACGUCAGGCCCUGCCCCUGUUCUCUAAAAAUGUCCACUCCACACGUUUUGUAACCUACUUCUGUGAACAUGUGCUACCCAACCUCAGCAUCCUGACAAGCCCAGUGGCUGAGGUGGACAUUCAGUUGGAGGUACUGAAGCUGCUGGCUGAGAUGAGUCCGUUCUGUGGAGACAUGGACAAGCUGGAGGCCAACGUCAACAUGCUGUUUACCAAGCUGCUGGAGUUUAUGCCUCUGCCACCAGAGGAGGUGGAGAAUGGAGAGAACUCAACAAGUGAGGAGCCCAAACUGCAGUUCAGCUACGUCGAGUGCCUCCUCUUCAGCUUCCACCAGCUGGGCAAGAAGCUGCCAGACUUCCUUCUCGACAAAGUGGAUGCUGAGCGUGUCAAAGAUUUUAAGAUCAGGUUACAGUACUUUGCCAGAGGCCUGCAGGUCUAUAUCCGACAGUUGAGAGUUGCACUUCAAGGCAAGACGGGAGAUGCUCUGAAGACAGACGAGAACAAGAUUAAAGUGGUGGCCCUGAAGAUCACAAACAACAUCAACGUCCUCAUCAAGGAUUUAUUCCACAACCCCCCAUCAUAUAAGAGCACAGUCACGCUAUCUUGGAAACCUGUGCAGAAGGCCGAGGCUGUAGUGGCAAAACGCCCAUCAGCUGAGGAGAUGGGCUCUGGGGGCAGCACAAAAAAACAGAUCUCUCCUCUGCCCCGAAGAGAUGCACGGCAAAUCUAUAAUCCCCCCAGUGGCAAGUACAGCGCCACAAUUGGCAAUUUUAACUAUGAGCGUGGCGGCUUUAGGGGCGGCCGAGGACGAGGCUUCGGAGCCAGAGGAAACAGGAGCCGAGGUCGAAUCUACUAAGAUGCACACAAAAAAUAUUGCUCAUUGAACUGCAUCACAUCAGGAUCUUUUCCACAUCGUGUUGGACUUUUUGUCAUCUACUCUUCAGUUUUUUUUAUAGUCUCCACCUUUUUUUCACUCCCCGCCCCCCCCACACACAGGUUGUCUUUUUGUUUUUUCGUUUUGGUUGGGCGGGGUUAGAGAUUCUUGUCUUCAGACUCUCGGAGAAUGGGCUCAGACUUUUUUUUUACCUGCGAUUACAACACUGACUCUCUGUAUAUCCUCUUAUCCCAGAGCCUAGUCAAAGUAAAACCUUAUUGUGUCUUUCCUUGAUUUAAAAAAAACAAAACAUUGUUCUGUGUAUUUUUGUGGAUCAAAAGACUGCCAUGUGGUAACUGAAAUAUUUUUGUCAGAUAUCUGUAGGAAAAGAUAAAGAUCCUUUUGUCUUGCAACAUGUUGAUGAAUGCAUUUCUUUUUACAUUUUUAUUUAAUCUUAUUUUUUAUUAGAGCUUAAGUUGAAUUGGCUGAUUGUUACUUUGUAUGAAACAAUGAUGUGUCAUUGGAUUUUUAUCAUAAACUUGUAUGGAACUAUG
Messenger RNA from Solea solea (common sole), 2385 nucleotides. RefSeq names its product apoptosis inhibitor 5 (gene api5). Gene Ontology annotation, biological process: negative regulation of apoptotic process. NCBI's taxonomy places the organism in Eukaryota, Metazoa, Chordata, Actinopteri, Pleuronectiformes, Soleidae. Gene Ontology annotation, molecular function: RNA binding. Bases 233 to 1813 code for a protein of 526 amino acids. The transcript has 14 exons. The record is from RefSeq and is a predicted model, not a curated record. Gene Ontology annotation, cellular component: nucleus.